AUGAAGUUCUACAUCGACGAGCUCCCCGUGCUAUUCCCUUACCCCAAGAUCUAUCCCGAGCAAUAUGCCUACAUGACCGAUCUCAAACGCACCCUCGAUGCCAACGGCCACUGCGUCCUCGAGAUGCCAUCAGGAACCGGAAAGACCGUCUCACUGCUCAGUUUGAUCGUAUCCUACCAGCUCUUUCACCCUGCCAAGCGCAAGCUCAUCUACUGCUCGCGUACCGUGCCCGAAAUCGAAAAGGCGCUCGCUGAGUUGAAGCGUCUGAUGGAAUACAGAGCAAGGUACAACGUCAAGGAAGGCGAAGAGUCAGAGGUGAUCAAAAACGAGGCAGAGGGCAGCAACGGUCCAGGAGAACACAACACUGAGAUGAAAGGGAAAGGCAAAGCGGGUGGUCAGAUGGAAGAUAUCCUCGCCUUGGGCCUCAGUUCGCGUAAGAACCUCUGCAUCCAUCCAGACGUCAGCCGCGAACGCAAAGGCAAAGUCGUCGACGCAAGGUGCAGAGAUAUGACCAGCAGUUGGGCUUGCGAGAAAGGCCGUCAAGAUCCGGGCAGCGUCGAGCUUUGCGACUUCCAUGAAGAACUCGGCAAGAUGGAACCAGGCCAACUCAUCCCGCAAGGCGUAUGGACGCUAGAAGAAGUCAAAGAGUAUGCGCGCGACAAGGGCAUCUGUCCUUACUUUGCCAUCCGACGCAUGCUCCCCUUCGUCGACAUCAUCAUCUACAGCUUCCACUAUCUUCUCGAUCCCAAGAUCGCCGAGCAGGUCAGCAAGGAGAUGAGCAAAGACGCCAUCGUCGUGUUCGACGAGGCCCACAACAUCGACAACGUCUGCAUCGAGUCGCUGUCCAUCGAUCUCACACGGCCUAUGCUCGACAGCGCAUACCGCAGUAUUAAUCAUCUCUCGGAACGUGUCGACGAAAUCAAAAAGACGGAUGCAUCCAAGCUGCAGGACGAGUAUGCACGCCUCGUCGAGGGUUUGCAAGAGCAGGGCGAGCAGAGGGAGGCCGAGUCCUUCAUGGCGAAUCCCGUGCUUCCAGACGACCUCUUGCAAGAAGCGAUACCCGGCAACAUUCGUCGUGCGGAACACUUUGUCGCCUUCCUCAAACGGUUCGUCGAGUACCUCAAAACACGCAUGCGUGUCCUCCACGUCGUCGCAGAAACACCGGCGAGUUUCCUGCAGCACUUGAAAGACAUCACCUACAUCGAGCGAAAGCCGUUGCGCUUUUGCGCCGAACGACUCCGCAUGCUCGUCAGCACGCUCGAACUCACCCGCCUUGACGAAUUUUCCGCAUUGCAGAAGGUCGCAGCGUUCGCCACCCUCGUCGCCACCUACGACAAAGGGUUUCUGCUCAUCCUCGAGCCCUUUGAAACCGAGAACGCAACUGUGCCCAACCCCAUCUUCCAUUUCACUUGUCUCGACGCAAGUCUCGCCAUAGCUCCCGUCUUCGAACGCUUCUCGAGCGUCAUCAUCACCAGUGGUACCAUCAGCCCGCUCGACAUGUACCCCAAGAUGCUCAAGUUCGACGCCAUCGUCCAAGAGUCGUACGCCAUGACGCUCACUCGCCAAUGUUUCCUGCCCCUCGUCAUCACAAGAGGCAGUGACCAGGUCGCCAUCAGCUCGCGCUUCGAGGUGCGAAACGAUCCAGCCGUGGUGCGCAACUACGGCAGCAUCCUGAUCGAGUAUGCCAAGUGCGUACCGGAUGGCAUCGUCGCCUUCUUCCCCUCUUACCUGUACAUGGAGAGCAUCGUGGCUGCAUGGCACGACAUGGGUAUUCUCGACGAGGUGUGGAAGUACAAGCUCAUCUUUAUCGAAACGCCAGAUGCGCCCGAAACGAGUAUUGCCCUCGAGAACUACCGCAGAGCGUGCGACAACGGCCGUGGUGCCAUCCUGCUGUCCGUCGCAAGAGGCAAAGUGUCUGAAGGCAUCGAUUUCGAUCACAACUAUGGACGCGCCGUCAUCAUGUUCGGUGUGCCCUAUCAAUACACCGAGUCACGUAUUCUCAAAGCUCGAUUGGAGUUUCUGCGCGACAACUUCCGCAUCCGUGAGAACGAUUUUUUGACCUUCGACGCGAUGCGGCACGCGGCUCAGUGCGUGGGACGAGUUCUGCGAGGUAAGACCGACUACGGUCUCAUGGUGUUUGCGGACAAGCGAUUCGCACGUGCCGACAAGCGCAACAAGCUUCCUAAAUGGAUCGCACAAUACAUCAAGGAGACGCAUUCCAACCUGUCGACAGACAUGGCCAUUGUCGAGUCGAAGCUCUUUAUCCGUUCCAUGGCGCAACCGUAUCCAGAGGGCAAGAAUGGAGUCAGUUUGUGGGAACUCGCCGAUAUCGAAUCGCGGCAGGCCAAGGAACGGGAAACGUUUGCAAAGCUCAUGGGUGGACAGCUCAAGGUGGAUGCCAACGGAGAGGUGGUCGACAAGGACGACAGCUAUUCCGACAUGGAAGAUGACGGCAAGCAAGAGGACGAUUUCGACAAGGAGUUCGGCGAGGGCCACGAUCUUGUUCAGAUUAAUGAGAUGGAUCAAGUCAUGCAGGAAGUCUGA
Messenger RNA from Sporisorium graminicola, 2544 nucleotides. RefSeq lists its product as uncharacterized. Gene Ontology annotation, biological process: nucleotide-excision repair; positive regulation of mitotic recombination; transcription by RNA polymerase II. The transcript has a single exon. Gene Ontology annotation, cellular component: nucleus. The coding region runs from base 1 to 2544 and encodes 847 amino acids. Lineage: Eukaryota; Fungi; Basidiomycota; Ustilaginomycetes; Ustilaginales; Ustilaginaceae. The record is from RefSeq and is a predicted model, not a curated record. Gene Ontology annotation, molecular function: hydrolase activity, acting on acid anhydrides, in phosphorus-containing anhydrides; ATP binding; DNA helicase activity.